Molecule: messenger RNA, 852 nt
Organism: Cryptomeria japonica (Japanese cedar)
Lineage: Eukaryota; Viridiplantae; Streptophyta; Pinopsida; Cupressales; Cupressaceae
Exons: 1
Coding region: 6-554 (182 amino acids)
Source: RefSeq, a predicted model, not a curated record
AGCUUAUGAGUUCGAAUCUCAUAACAUAUCUUUGGCUAAACCAUUUUCCUCCUGAGGUGCCAUGUGUUUAUUUCUGGAGUAUUGGAGAUAAUUUAUUUUAUCCUCCGGAUCAAGGCGCCGCUUCAAGAGCAGUAUCAGACGUGUCAGCAGAGCUAAGCCGGAAGCAGCAGCUGAAUUCGAACCCACAACCUGAAGCUGGACAAGUGCAGUGCGAAUGUUGUGGAUUGUGGGAAGAAUGCACGCCGACAUACAUAUGCAGAGUGAGAGAGAAUUUCUGUGGGCGAUGGAUCUGUGGACUCUGCGCAGAAGCCGUCAAAGUGGAAAGCGACCGCAUGGGGGGCAGCUUAACCAUGGAGGACGCUCUCAAUGCCCAUCUUACACUCUGCCAGAGCUUCAAUCAGAUUGCUCCAAGAAAUCCUGCACUCCAUAUGGCCGAUGCCCUGCGAACCCUGCUCAAGAAAUCCAAACCCAUUUCUUCUCCUUCAUCUCUCAGACCGCACAACAUCACUCGGAGUUCCAGCUGCAUGCCUGCUAUUACAAGGGAUCUCCCCUGAUUGUCACUUCUUUUCAUCAUUUGACUUCUGGUUUUUAUGGAAUGGUUUAAAUCCCAUACAUUAAGCUUAUAUUUUUAGGCUUAAAAGUUUUUAACAUUCAGUGGACAUUUUCUAGACUUAAUAUGUUGCAUAAUGUAUGCGGUCACACUAAGAGUACACUUGUAGGGUUAAAAGUGUUGAACACUUAGAGUUGACUAACAUUCUCUAGGUCUCUAGACUUGAUAUGUUGCUUAGUGUGUGUGGUUAAAGGCUGACCGUUUUCCACAGUUUAUGAGAUGAUUUUUAGAGUAGAUUUUGA